Messenger RNA from Lasiosphaeria miniovina, 822 nucleotides. RefSeq lists its product as uncharacterized. Gene Ontology annotation, molecular function: aralkylamine N-acetyltransferase activity. Gene Ontology annotation, cellular component: cytoplasm. The transcript is spliced from 4 exons. The record is from RefSeq and is a predicted model, not a curated record. NCBI's taxonomy places the organism in Eukaryota, Fungi, Ascomycota, Sordariomycetes, Sordariales, Lasiosphaeriaceae. The coding region runs from base 1 to 822 and encodes 273 amino acids.
AUGGAAGACGUCUACGGAAGUGCGUCCAAAGACUCGCAAGAAUUCGAGCAGGCAGUCGACGACAACGACGAAAUUGACAGCGAUUUUGCUUCGCUACAGAAGACGCUCAGUCAGAAGAGACGGGCGGCCAAGGACAGCCCAGAGUCCCGUCUCCAGAAGGCCUUCCCUUUUGCCUUUUCGCCAAAUAUCAGACCGCUGACUAUCUCGGACCUCAACUCUUGCGUGGCACUGGAGAAUGCGGCUUUCCCUAACUCGGCGCACAGAGCGUCUCGAGAAAAGUUUGAGUAUCGACUCACAACCUGCCCUGAGCUAAGCCUCGGUGUCUUCUGCACUGUUGUGCCCGACCAGGCCAAGGGAUGGCGGAUCGAGACCUUAGCCACCGCCAAGCCGGUCGAAACUGACCGUGCCGACGGAGCCGUGAGCGUACUGCUUGCACAUGUCAUAGCUACUAGAGGAUGUGGCGAAGUCGUGAGCGACGAUGACAUGGACGUUUCUAAAGACUGGCGCACCAGGGGCGGUAGAUCGGCUGACGUCGGUCACCAAGAGUGUGGGCAGACCAUCGCUUUGCACUCGCUGGCCGUGUCCCCCAAACUUCACGGCUGCGGAAUUGGCAAAAUGAUUGUGAAGGGGUUUAUCCAGCGGAUGAACAGCUUGGACAGGACUGAUCGCGUGGCUCUGAUCUGCCAAAAUUACUUGAUCUCGUACUAUGAGCGGUUUGGGUUCAAGAAUAUUGGUGAGAGCAAGGCAUCGUUUGGUGGCGGUGGUUGGUAUGAUAUGGUCUUUACCCUACCUGGACCACCAAAACUGCCCACGCGGGUCUGA